AUGGAUGCAUCUACGCUAUCUGAGUUUCAAUUGCUAUUCCCACUGGCACAACGAUGCAUUCUACUUAUUUUUGUCGGGCUUUGGCUGUGGGUUUGGCAGUUAACGAUCUUUUAUAAAGGUUUCCAUGUCGAUAUAUCUCAACUUGUUCCUUCCAGCGAUCCCUCGGAGUUCGUACCUAGGUCGUCCGCAAAAAAGCAGCUGGAAGCUACUCGCGCGACUGUAAUUCAAAUUACUAAAAUAAUUUUACCGUGGCACAUCGCAACCUGCUUCUUACUGCAACAGUGCAACUCAGAUCAAACUUACGCUCCAGACGCUUGGCUGGUAUGCUUACUGAAUGUCCAACCUGUGUGCCAGUUCAUAACGAUAUUUGCCGUCAUAUUCACAAACUCGCCAAUGGUGUCCCGCUGCUUCAGAAACAUUCUUUGCUUUGGUAAUAUUGAGCCAAGACCUUUGAGAAACAACUAUAUUAUAAUUACUGACUCAUUAACGUCCUAUGCUAAGCCGCUUAUUGAUUUUGGACUCUACAUGUGCCAUCUUUUGCUCGAUCCAUUGAGUGAGAAAUGCAUUGCAAGCCGCAGUUCUCUUGGAAUCGCCAUCAAUCUGGACCUUAUGAUAGGUAUCUCUCCGGUGAUGCUGCGAUUACUGCAGUGUUUAAGAGAAUGGAAAAGAUCGAGAUCUGCCGAAGAAGCAAAGUCUGCGCUUUUCAACGCCAUCAAGUAUUCACUAAAUUUCCCUAUCCUUAUGUGUACCGUCUACUCAAGAACCUACCCAACAGAAAAACCGGCGAAGUAUGUCUAUUGGUUUAUGCUAAUGAACUCAACGUAUGGAUUUUGGUGGGAUUUAACCAUGGAUUGGAACUUAGGAAUGUUUAACUUUAGUUUCGCAGGCAUGGAUCGCAACGAGUCUUUGAGAAGUCGAAGAAUUUUCCCAAAACCUGCAUACUAUCUGGCCAUUUGCAUUGAUUUUGCACUGCGAUUUGUAUGGCUUUGGGAGGCCAUGAGCGGCCGCAGUGUUUUUGAGGGCGAAAUUAAUAUCUUCUUCCUACAAGCUCUCGAGCUUUUUAGAAGGUGGGUAUGGCUUUUUAUCAAAUUGGAAUCUGAGGCCGUCAAUGCCGAAGUUCCUGAUAAAGUACAGGAUUGA
Molecule: messenger RNA, 1140 nt
Organism: Lachancea nothofagi CBS 11611
Lineage: Eukaryota; Fungi; Ascomycota; Saccharomycetes; Saccharomycetales; Saccharomycetaceae
Source: the annotation of a GenBank genome assembly